Mercenaria mercenaria is the source of this 1429-nucleotide messenger RNA. RefSeq lists its product as uncharacterized. The record is from RefSeq and is a predicted model, not a curated record. The coding region runs from base 90 to 662 and encodes 190 amino acids. The transcript is spliced from 4 exons. Lineage: Eukaryota; Metazoa; Mollusca; Bivalvia; Venerida; Veneridae.
GUGACCGUACAGUAUAUUACCGUAUUGGAUGCACGACUAAAGUGACGCAUUUUAAACAGAGAAAAGCUAUCUUGGACUCUCACGAAAUAAUGCCACAGGUGCAAAGAUCACACAAUGUAAUAGUCAUUUUCAUCCUACCGGGUGGAGUCCUGUCUGGCUUGCUGCAGUUAGCGGGAAAUGUAACUCCAGGAUGGACCAGAUGGACCCGCACACAGAACCGUAUGUGGAGCCACGAAAUCGGUAUAUGGUAUACAUUGAAAUGUGGAAAGCAUACCUGUAACAUAGAAGGGUUAGAUGCAGCCGGUCCAAUACAUGUACAAAUGGCCAUUGCGCUGGUUGCUUGUUUCUUCGUUGCUAUAUACCUGAUGUUUAUCAAGACCAGAGGAAGUGGAAUUCAAGUGAAGCACCUUGCAAUCAGUGCGUACUUUUCUCUGAUGUCAGGUAUUUUGUCAGUCAUGCCAGUGGUGUAUCACGUAUAUUAUGUAAUGCCGGCAGAUGGAAGUUUUGCAUACUCUUCACUACUGGUAGGAAUGGGCGGAGUCCUCGCCUUGAUGGUUUCUGGGACAUCUCUGUGGCAAGUGUGCUCAAACCUAACGACGCGAGAACAAAGACUGGAGUUGACCCCCGUCCAUAGUCAGCGCGAUGGAAACACACUACUAUAACCAUUUUUCGAACGCAAUGUAUUUACUAGAAGAACGUUAUCCCCGCCAGGCGAAGCACUUACACACGUUAUAGUCACAAUGUAUGGACUGUAAAACACAAACACACUCUUGUAAAUAUGAAUGAAAAUCAAGCCCACGUGAAUGUACUCAGUGCCUUUGCAGAAGACAAAUAACAAGAGAAAUACCACGGGCCGACAAAACAGGCCUAAGCAGCUUAGUCCUGUCGGCUACAAGAACUUCACAUCAUUGAGUAUUAUUCCACCUGUUAAGUUACAUACAAUCAAAGGAUAGCGUCAAGAGGAGUUUAGCACUAAACAUAAGAGAUAUCACAAAACAUUGGGGUCUAAUUUAAAGAAACACUUAUGUUAAAUGAUCCAAAGCCUUAUGAAAAUUGCAAACAAAACCCCUUGUCGCAAAAGUGUCUUAAGAUUACAAUGUAAUAUUAGAUUUUACGACCAAUUUUGAAGAAUGUAAGAACAUAUAUACCAAUUUAUGCUUGCUAGAAUAUUUAUUAAAAUGCUUACUGAUUCUUCAUUUUAAUAUAGAUAAACACCAGUGUGAUGGAAGUAGACGCUGAGUGAUUAUGAAAGUGUGAUAAAUUUAUACUUUUACUAUUGUUUUAAAGCGGCGUAUUAGAUAGAGGUUAUUUAGAUGAUACAUUUGAAUGAUAAUUACAUUGAUUACAUCUAUUUGUUCCCUUCAUAAGAUUGUAUUGAGAUUCUAAACGCAAACGCUUAAAUUAAUUAAAAAAUAAAGAUUUAAAAGUU